CCAAGUCCCCAUUCCCUACCCCACAACCCAGCAAGCAGAUCAACGGUCCUGAUCGAACAUUGCUCUAACCGUUGUCCCAUAAAUGCCGGUGAGUGGAUCCCUGAUCCCCCCGAUAAGUAGCCUUCUAUCUCUCUCCUCCCACCGAUCCCCAGAUUGAACCCCCCCCCCCCCCCCCCCCCAUUUCGAUAGAUCUCGGAGGUCGAGAAGAGAAAAGCAGAAGGAAAGAAGGGCGAAAGCGAGCGACAUGGAGGCGUACAACAGGGGUUUGAAGGGGUACUGGAAGCGGAGGGCGUACCAGAGGCUUGACGGCGGCGGGAGGAGGCGGAGCCGGGCGGAGCUGAACGGCGGGAGGCGGCGGCGGUUCUGGCGGAUCCGGGUCGUGCCGAGGCUGAGGUUCCUCGCGCGGGUGGCGUCUCCGAAGCGGUUCCUCGCGCGGAUCAGGGACGCCUACGUGCGGAUGAUGCUGUCGUUCGCCUCCUCCGGGGCGAUCGCUAACGGGUACACCGGGUAUGGUGGCGCCGCCGUGACUGGGUUCGGUCGGCCGCAGCUCAAGGAGUACGAUGAGAAGAUGAUUGUCGAGAUCUAUAAGUCGCUGGUGGCGCAGGGCCCGCUUAUGGCCGCCAACGCCGUCGGUGGCGGCGGAGGGGACGCCGGGCGGACGCUCCAGGCUGCCCGGCGGUAACUAGAGGCUCUUCUGUUAGAUUUCCUCUCCCACUUUUAACGAGAAUAAGCUUCCCUUUUUUGUUUUUCAGUGUUUUUGCCAAAGCUGUAUUUAAAUAAAAUCUAAUCCCUUAGCUUGGUGUUUGUUUGUUUACGAACUCGCCGACGAUAAAUUACGUGGCUGGUGUUUGGUCCCUGGAGGUGAUCGGAUCCAUUUCUUUUACCUUAUCUAAUUCAACAACCACUGUGGGAACCCGGUCCUUGUACCAAACGAUACUCAGAUGGAUCUCAUGGUCCAUCGAGCGAGACAGCUGGACCACGGUUGGACGAGCACGGAAUCUACUGUAGCAAAGAAAUAAAUAAAAAAAAAGGAAAGAGUCUACCGGCGGAAAUCUUGGAUGGAUGAUCAGCGGGCGCGGUUCUUACGUCCCUGCAUGGCGGAUGAGUUCGGAUUCAUCGCCGGAAUCCCAAGCGUGUAUGCCGGAACCACGGUGGUUGCCUAGUAAUUCUUAGACAAAUUGAGGAAGAUGAUUGGAGGAGCUUGUGGGUCCUGAGGACAGUAGAGGGAGACGACCAUCGAUGUCAUCACCCUGGCCCGCCCCGGGGCACCGGGGAAGAUGCGAGAAGGGGCCGGUGGGGCAUGCGAGGGGCAUGGGUCUCACGUGACAAGCACGUGUGUCAGAAUCAGAGGGACAUUGGCGUCAUUCACUGAACCGUAGGGGACCACCGUAUUUGUCCGGCUUCGCGUCACGGGCCCCACGUGGCUCCGCGGGUCCGGUGCACUGUCCCUGUUGGCAUGUCGUCUGAUGAACGGUGUCACGAUGACGAAGGGCUCUUUCAAGCUGUACCGCGACCACGUGGCUGAGUUGCACGGUCCCUGCUCUUAAAGUCCAUCGCACGUCCAGUACCAAGAUAUUGAUGUCUCCUCUAGAAGGUUUGCCAACUGACCUGGGUUUAAGUGCAAUCUUUAUUGCGGCCUGCAAAAUUAGAUUAAAAUUCCUCCACAAUUUAUGAAUUAGACUAUUCAUUUAAAUAUGGUUGUUCGAUCAGAUAUUUUUCAGCUAAACUUUUGAGGAAAGAAAGGAAAAAAAAAACUCCAUAAAUCUAUUUUUCA
Messenger RNA from Phoenix dactylifera (date palm), 1774 nucleotides. The record is from RefSeq and is a predicted model, not a curated record. NCBI's taxonomy places the organism in Eukaryota, Viridiplantae, Streptophyta, Magnoliopsida, Arecales, Arecaceae.